AUGUCUACCACCACCACCCUCUAUCACAGCGGCCCCGCCAGCACCCAAGAUGCACCGACUUCCACUCCCACCCCGGCUCCCACCGCCCCGCCCAUCCCCCCUCCCGACAUCAUCUCAUUCUUCGACCCCGCCUCAGCAGGCGGUGGCGGUCCCCUCGUCCGCAUCGCCACCCAACAUUCUGCCCGCUCACUGGCUCGAGAACGGAGCAGGAGUGGCAGUACAGCCGUCCGACCCACUCUAGUACCCCUGACGCGGUGCACCACGACAUCAGGAAGACGUGGCAGCAGCAACACCAACGGCAAUGGCCGCCCCGAGGCGAUUGCUGGCAGUCCUACAGACGAAAAGUUUACCGCCGUGUUCAUAGAAGACGAUAUCCUCAAUGCGGGGCCGAAGGAUACGGGCUCCCCGGCCAUUCACGAGCGGGUCAUGGUGCAGAAGACGCAUUCAGGUCCCUCCCACGACGGCGAGAAGGGUACCCUCGUCCUCGACGUGACUGCGUCGACACCGGCCAAGGCGGAAGCCGGGCAGGCUGAGGUCGAUGAGGUGGAUAUUAACAUUGAAGCACAUGUGUAUCCGGACGGCGGGUACGGCUGGGUGGUGGUUGCCUGCUGCACGACACUGUGCGCCUUGACAAACGGGUGGGGUAUGAACUAUGGCGUGUUCCAGCAGUACUAUGCCGAGUACACCUUCCCCACCGCCGACACGUCGGUUCUCAGCCUAGCAGGAACCUGCCAAGGAUUUUUCCUCGGUGCCACGUCCUUCAUCUCUGGCCGCAUGGGCGACCGUUUCGGUUUCAAGCGCGUCAUGAUCAUUGGCGCCAUCGUCAGCUGGCUGGGCCUGUUCUGCUGCUCGUUCAGCAAGGCUCUGUGGAGCACCAUCCUGUGCCAAGGUGUCAUUACCGGUAUUGGCCAGGGCAUUGCUUUCCCCUUGUUUAUGAGUCUCCCAAGUCAGUGGUUUUACAAGAAACGCGGACUGGCGAGCGGCAUUGCCAUGGGCGGUGCUGGAUUGGGUGGUGGUGUGAGCACUUUAGUCGUGAGGAAGCUCUUGACAGCGGUUGGCGCGAGCAAGACCUUGCUCAUCAUGUCAUUCGUCAACCUCGCAGGCAUGCUCGUCUCCAUCGCUCUCAUCCGGACCCGCCCCACUUCCCCGGAAGCCAGCCACGGCCGCGGUUCACUGAUCAACGUGGCGGCCUUCAAGCACAGCGAAUUCUGGUCCAUUGCAAUGUCCUUGGUCGUCGGAAUUCUCGGAUACGGUGUUCCCUUUACGUUUUUGACCCAAUGGGUGGCCCUGCACUUCCCCGACGCAAGCACCAUGGGCAUGACUGCCCCACUUACCAUCUUGUCCUUUAGCGUCAUUGUUGGCCGUGGGCUUGUGGGCUUGGCCGCCGAUAAAGUCGGUGCGCUCAACACGUACAUUUGCGUGCUUGUGCUCUCCGGCGUCAUCCAGCUGUCGCUUUGGCUUACGGCCAAAUCGUACGCGUCCGUCUGCGUCUUUGGCGUCAUGUAUGGCCUCGUGGCUCCGGGAUACCUGGGCAUCCUGCCACAAAUCGUCGUGACGCUCUUCGGCCCUGCGGAACUGGCGUCCAACGUCGGCCUGCUGCUCCUCUUCAACUCGCCAGGAAACCUCGUCGCGGGACCCAUGGGCGGCGCAAUCUACGAUGCUACGGGAAGGACUACGUUCAAGUACAUGAUCAUCACUAUGGGGGCGCUCCAGAUCGUUGGCGGGCUCAUUGCCUGCUGGGCUCGCUUCCGGACCAGUCCGUCAUUGCUCGCGCGUGUCUAG
This is a messenger RNA of Apiotrichum porosum, 1782 nucleotides long. RefSeq lists its product as uncharacterized. NCBI's taxonomy places the organism in Eukaryota, Fungi, Basidiomycota, Tremellomycetes, Trichosporonales, Trichosporonaceae. The transcript is spliced from 4 exons. Gene Ontology annotation, biological process: transmembrane transport. Bases 1 to 1782 code for a protein of 593 amino acids. Gene Ontology annotation, molecular function: transmembrane transporter activity. The record is from RefSeq and is a predicted model, not a curated record. Gene Ontology annotation, cellular component: fungal-type vacuole membrane.